Pantherophis guttatus is the source of this 2634-nucleotide messenger RNA. The record is from RefSeq and is a predicted model, not a curated record. NCBI's taxonomy places the organism in Eukaryota, Metazoa, Chordata, Lepidosauria, Squamata, Colubridae.
AUGUAUAAUGAUAUCUUUCCCAUGAAUACCAUUGACAAUUCUGAAGACAUACUUCACAAGAAAAAGGAAACAAACUUUCAUAGCACCAUUUCAUUAUUAGCAAGAGAUUCAGACUCUGACGGGGACAUGACAAAGCCUCUACACUGUAGCUGGAAACAGACUGACAAAUUCGUUCAUCUCCCAGUUCUCCCACUUCCAGAGACCACUGCCCUGCCAUCUUCUCAUGAGGAGCAACUGUAUGCAAGUCAACAUGGGCAAUCUCACAUCCUCUCUUUCUCCAGAAAGGAGAUCAAUAAAGACCCACGGCUUCUCCCCAACAUCACUCUUGGCUUCCGCAUCUACGAAGAGAACCAGUAUGCAAUCAUGGCCCAAGAUGUCAGCGUGUCUCUGCUCUCCAGCCGGGGAAAAGUGUUUCCUAACUAUAAGUGUGAUACACAGCACAAUCUUCUCUCUGUCCUUGGGGGCCUCAACUCCAGGAUCUCAUACCAGAUGGCCACCAUGUUUGGCAAUUUCAAGAUUUCUCAGCUAGGUUACCGCUGCUCAGAUCCUGUUUUGAGGGAUAAGACUUGGUUCCCCACCUUCUACCAGAUCGAUCCUCAGUAUCACCUACAGAACGCAGCCAUCGUCCGGGUCCUUCUCUAUUUCCAGUGGAACUGGAUUGGGAUCGUCGUUCAGAAGUCAGAGAGCAGUGACCAUUUCAUCCGGAUUUUUGAUGCCGCCCUCGCUCACAAUGACAUUUGUGUACAAUUUGUGAAACAUAUUGUGCCCCGUUUUACAAUGUUCAAUGAAUUGCACAGGGACGAGAUACGUUUGCUUUUGACAAUUUUGAACAGUGAUGCUCAGGUUGUGAUUGUCUCGGGGGAUUCUAACGCACUGCACAGACUUAUAGUGACCCUCUCCUUUUAUGAAGAAGAGAACUACGCUACCACUGAGAAGGUCUGGAUCCUGACCACCCAAUGGGAAUUUUCAGCUUUUGGCUAUCACUACGAGUGGGGGAAACUAAAAUCCCUCCAUGGCGCUUUGUCUUUGACCGUCCAUACGAAGCCAGUGCCAGGAUUCAAAGAUUAUCUCUGGGCUCUGAAUCCACAUGAACCCCACGGAGACGUCUUUCUCCCCGAAUGGUGGGAAGUUGUAUUUGACUGUCAGGUUUUGAAAAUAGGUGUGUCCUCACCUGAUGGCCGAAGGGUUUGCACAGGGGAGGAGAACCUGGAAACCCUCCCGGCCUCCGUCUUUGAUGGAAAGAUGACCGGUUUCAGCUACAGCGUCUACAAUGCUGCCUAUUCUGUGGCACAUGCAUUACACGCUGCGUAUACAUCAGAAUCACAAUGGGCAUUGAAGAGGAACAGAAAUAAACCACACCCACUUUAUGUGAAGCCCUGGCAGAUCCAUAUUUUCUUGAGAAAUAUCCGCUUUAACAACAGUGCUGGGGAUGAAGUCUUUUUUUCAGAUAAUGGAAUGAAAUAUGCAGGAUUUGACAUCCUAAACUGGAUCGUCUUUGCAAAUAAGACCAUCCUUCGGCAGAAAGUCGGAUGGGUUGAUCCGGAAACUCCUUCAGGGACAGAUUUCGGCAUUGAUCCCGAUGUCAUUGUGUGGACUAACCAGACGAAGCCUUUCUCCCGUUGUGUGAAGCAUUGCCUUCCAGGUCAAGCCAAGAAAGUUGCAGAAGAGAAGCCCACUUGUUGCUAUGGAUGUGUUUCUUGCCCAGAGAGGACCAUUUCUAAUCAAACAGAUGCAGCUCGCUGUGACCCCUGCCCAGAAGAUCAAUAUCCUAACAAGGACAAGGACCACUGCAUUGCCAAGAAGAUCCAUUUUCUUUCCUAUCAGGACACCCUGGGAUAUGCUUUAAGUUCUCUCACACUUUCUCUUUCCAUGAUCACCUUGGGAGUUCUGGCAAUUUUCCUUAAACAUCGUGACACACCAAUCGUCAAGGCCAACAACCGAGAUCUCACCUACAUCCUCCUGGUCUCCCUCCUGCUCUGCUUCCUCUGCUCCUUCCUCUUCAUUGGAAAACCCAGGAAGCUCACCUGUCUCUUUCGACAAACAGCCUUUGCCAUUCUCUUUUCCCUUGCGGUGUCUUCUGUGUUGGCAAAAACUGUCAUGGUGGUUCUUGCCUUCAUGGCCACCAAGCCAGGAAACAAGACAAGGAAACUCUUAGGAAAACCACUGACCAACUCCAUUGUCAUAGUGUGUCCCCUGGUCCAAGCACUUCUUUGUGCCACCUGGCUGGUAACUUCUCCCCCAUUUCCCAAUCUGGACUUCCAUUCCUUGGUAGGAGAGAUUAUCUUGGAAUGUAAUGAAGGCUCAGUUUCAAUGUUUUAUGCUGUCCUUGCUUAUCUGGCUGUUCUUGCCUUCAUCAGUUUCACUGUGGCCUUUUUGGCUAGGAAAUUGCCUGACAGCUUUAAUGAAGCCAAGUUCAUUACUUUCAGCAUGCUGGUCUUUUGCAGUGUUUGGAUCACUUUCCUCCCCACCUACCUGAGCACCAAAGGGAAGUCCAUGGUGGCCGUGGAGAUCUUCUCCAUCUUGGCCUCUGGGUCUGGUCUCUUGGCUUGUAUCUUUUUCCCCAAAUGCUACAUUAUUCUGCUGAGGCCCCAUCUGAAUUGUAGAGAAAAUAUGAUGAGGAACAAAAAUCUCUAA